AUGUCAUCCAACAGAUUCUCAGGAAGCAUCCCAAACUCCAUAGGAAAUUUGAAUUCCUUGAUAUAUCUGAAUCUGUCUCACAAUUGCCUCACAGGAGGUAUACCUGCAUCUCUUGGAAAUGUGAGAGAACUCGAGUCGUUAGACAUGUCUUCAAACCGAUUGGAGGGGAAAAUUCCAAGAGAGCUAACAAAGCUCACAUUUCUUUCUGUGAUAAACCUUUCCAUGAAUCAUCUUUCAGGGAAGAUACCUCAAUCGAGUGGCCAGUUUCCCACAUUUAGCAAUACAUCAUAUGUUGGGAAUUCUGGACUAUGUGGAUUUCCGUUAACACGAAAAUGUGAAGAGCCUGAGCCUGAGCCUGAGCCUCCAGUGAUGCUGCAAGAAGAUGAUCACGAUUAUGGUAUUCUAGACGGAUUCUGUUGGCAGGCUGUUGUUUCCGGGUAUGGAUGUGGAUUGAUUUUACAGGAUAAAGAUGAGAAGUCGAGGAAGAAAUGUGGCACCGCAAAGAAGAAGAAGGAGAAGGAGAUAAGAAGGUUGAGAUUUGAUGUAUAA
Salvia splendens (bonfire salvia) is the source of this 549-nucleotide messenger RNA. RefSeq names its product receptor-like protein 9DC3. Bases 1 to 549 code for a protein of 182 amino acids. The record is from RefSeq and is a predicted model, not a curated record. Gene Ontology annotation, molecular function: protein binding. The transcript has 2 exons. Lineage: Eukaryota; Viridiplantae; Streptophyta; Magnoliopsida; Lamiales; Lamiaceae.